CGCAGCAAAGUGUGCCAGAUGUGUGACAUGGGAGAGGAUGAGACGGUGGAACAUGUGAUGCUGGAGUGUGUGAAGUAUGCCAGAGACAGGAAUGAGAUGAUGCAAGUGAUACUGACUGAGUUAGGGCAUGAUAGGAAUGAAAGAGUGGAGAAGACAGGAAAGGAAUGGAUGGUGUUGUUGCUGGGACUGUGUAGAGAGGCGAAUGAAAGGAUGAUUGAGGCGGUGAAAGUUUCUGGAGAGAAUGUGGCGUGCCAGGUGUAUGAUCAAUUAGGAUAGAGGAUGCUGUUCGUUUCUCUUUUUUUUUUUUUUUUUUCCCCUUCUACAGGAGUUGCCGAUCCAAAGGCCUGGCUCAGGAGUGAUCUUGUGCCACCUGUACCAUCAAGAUCAAGAUCACGAUAUACCAUCAAGAUCAAAAUCAAAAUAUUAUUUUGAUUAACUUCACACCAAUGGAAAAGUGACAUGAACUUCCGGGCGCCAAAAUACUUCCUACGCAUUGCUGGCCUGGGGGCGUUUGUGGGAGGUGUGGUGGUGUUCAAGGAAUUCACAGGUGGUGGGAAUUACAGUGGGGAUGAAAAUCUGGCUGGCAAGACAGUUAUAGUGACGGGUGCCAACACAGGGAUAGGGAAGGAGACAGCACUCAGCCUGGCCAAGCACAGGGCCAGAGUCAUCUUGGCUUGUAGGGACAUGGACAAAUGCCUAGAGGCAAGGAAAGACAUUGCACUGGAGAGCCGUAACAAGCACAUCUAUUGCGAGGAAUGUGAUCUGGCUUCACAGGAGUCUAUCAGGGACUUUGCUGACAGAAUUAAUCAAAAGGAGGCACGACUGGACUUGCUGAUUAACAAUGCUGGAGUCAUGAGGUGCAAGAAGUCCUACACAAAGGAAGGCAUUGAGCUGCAGCUUGGCACAAACCACAUGGGCCACUUCCUCCUCACUUGUCUUCUUCUUGAUAAACUAAAGGCAUCAGCGCCGAGUCGUGUGGUGAAUGUAUCAAGCGUUGCACAUGAGCGUGGGAAGAUCAACUUUGCAGAUCUCAACAGCACCAAGGAUUAUGACGAAGGAGAGGCUUAUGCACAGAGCAAGCUGGCCAACAUCCUAUUUACCCGGGAGCUUGCUGAGAGGUUGGCUGGAUCAGGAGUAACCUGCAAUGCUGUUCACCCUGGCUUGGUGUACACUGACAUUGGGCGACACAUGAGCAUUAACAAGAGCUGGUUGGCUAUGAUCAUACUUCAUCCAUUCUUGUGGCUCUUUCUCAAGACUCCUCGACAGGGUGCUCAGACCACCAUCCAUGCAGCCCUCAGCCCUGACCUGGCUGGGGUAUCUGGGAAGUACUUCAGCAACAUGAAAGAAACUACUGUGUCAGAUGCUGCCCAGGACAGAGAGACUGCCAGAAGGUUGUGGGCAAUCAGUGAGUGCUGGACUGGACUAUCUUAAGAUUUUUGAAUUGUUGAAGUAAUUGUGGAGUAGUGGUGGCAGUACAGGAUCACUCUGAGAUUGUAGAUAUGUACAUUUGCUGAAGCUGUAAGCACUGUUGAAUUGUAUUCUGGUUGUACAAUACUCUUGCUUCCUACUUUUUAAUGUUUUCCUUAAUCCCAAUUUUCUUUGGCUAAUUGGGCAAAUGAAUGAUGCUUGAAUGGUUUUAUUUCACAUAGAUUCUUGAUAAUAUACUCAGUAAGUUAUAAUCAGUGUGAUGAGCACAAAGGUAUGGGGUUGUAAGAAAACUUUAGACAGUUGUGGAGUGUAGGUAGGCUGUAGGUGUCUCCCAUUGAUAGAAAAUGUGAAAAAACAGACCUGGAUUGCCCUGGUAUUGGGAAUGAAAUAAGGACUGGCUAUCCAUUUCCAUCCAGUUCCUCCUCCUCUUAGCUGACAGUUUAAUUUCCAGAAUAUCUUUUAAUAGUGGGAUUUUCUAAGAUGGUGUACUCUUUCUGUAUUUGAGGUAAAGAUAAAAGUAGGUGAAAUGCUUAUGAGUUACAAGCACCUCUUCAUUCCAGCCUAGAGGAGAAAAAUAGAUGCUCAGAUUUUCUUUAGGUGGUAGUGAAGGGGACAGUAGCUCUUGUGUGGACCUGAAUGCCGUCAUUAAUAUGAUUGUUACGGUUUGCUCCAUAUUUAGGAAAUCUGGGAUUAGGGAUUGUUAAGGUUUAUGAGUUAUGACACAAGGCUUGGAAUGAAGAUAUAUAGUGUGUUGUGUUCAUUUUCCUCAGAGACCUUGUUCUCUCUGAUAGGUGGAAUAGAAAUAUGGUCUGACAUUUCAUAAGCAAUUUUUUUUUUUAAGGUUUUGUACAUCUCAGUACAUGAAGCAUUUCCCAGGUAAAAAUGCAGUGAUCAUUUGCCUUUAGCUGCCUUACAGUUGCUUUAUCACAAGUUUACAAAUAAAUCAUAAGGGAUCUAAUAAAGACUGAACAGAAAAACUAGAGGGUGUUAGGUUUAUUGAUCAUAGUGUCAAUUUUGAUCAUCAUAUCCCAUGUAACUACAUUUUUAGGAGUUGAACAAAAAGGAUAAUAAUGUGCUUAUUUCUGCAAAUAUAUGUUUAUUGUUAUAAUUCAUAAUCUCAGUGACUAUUGCAUACACUCAUGCAGAUACACCACUUGUAUUACAUAAACUUAUGGCAGGCCUUGACACUUGCAUCUUGAUUUCUUUAUUCUGUGCCACAAGGCACAAGACAGUUUGGUAGUUUGUGCUUGACAACUCGUGCCUCUUUUGACUCAUCAGAAAUUAGAGUAAUCAGGGCUAAAAAUGAAAGCUCAAGUACACACAAUGAAAAAACAAUUCAUUCAAAAAACACCAAGAGUGAAGAAAAGUCAUUAUCUGGAAUGAGACCCGAGACAUCUGCCAUUCUCAAGAUGUCUAAAUCUUCAUGAUGUUAUGAGUGUUAUGCAAUACAAUUUAAGUUUUCUAAUAUAAUUUCUUAAUUUAAAAGUGCUAAAACUUUUAAGUAUGUACGAUGUGCAUGUAUGUGUGACUUAUUCCAUUUUUUCCUAUCAGUCUUGAGCUGUGAGGAUACACCAUCAACUAACCAAGUGACCUCUAAAGUCAUCAACUAACCAAGUGACUUCUAAAGUCAGUAAAUGGUGACAUACAACAUAACAUUAUAACAACAAAACCAAAAUCUGCUAUAGUAAAUGGUGACAUACAACAUAACAUUAUAACAAAACCAAAAUCUGCUAUUCUAAUAAUUUAUACACAGAAAACAAAGAAUGCAGUAAGUUUAUAACAGUAAGAAAAAAUACUAUGGGAAACAAAGGCUUCUCAAAUAACUGUGUGUGCAUUAUGCAGAAAUGAGAAACAUGUGGAAUACACUGAAUUUUGUGGACUACUAGACAUACUUUGGUUUAUCCAUUACUUAAUACUGCUAAGUGAUAAUUCCACACAAAUGCUGACACUGCAUCAUCUUUUAAAGAAGAGCAUCAUGAAGUAAGGAUUAACUUCUUUUUCUGGUGUGUGUGUGUAUCCCUCUUGUGUGGGAACUGGGAUGGCAUAUAUUGAUGUACAGAUAGAUAGUAUAAGUUGGGUAUUAAUCACAUCUUGUAAUGCAGGCUAAUGAAGACACAUUUGCCAAACAGUAACAUAACAGGCUGUGCAAUGGGCAACUUUGCAUCGAGUUACAAAGUUAUCCUCUUACCCAUGUGACAUCCUAUUAUGCCUAUUUUAAAAUUUCCUGUAAUUUUACGUAGUAUGUCUUGCAGGCUGAAAAUACAGAAAUGCGAGAUAGAUUUGACAUUAUAUAUAUAUAUAUAUAUAUAUAUAUAUAUAUAUAUAUAUAUAUAUAUAUAUAUAUAUAUAUAUAUAUAUAUAUAUAUAUAAACUACUGAACUAUAAAAAACAAAACCAUAUUAUAAACACAAAUUCACCAUGACACAUCAGAGUAAGUGUACUGAGAAUUCCUGCAUCACCACAAUUUACCGCAUAACACAUAUCUGAACUUUCCAAUUAAACACAUGAUAUGCAAGUUCCACAAAUUCACUGCAGGUUGAACCAGUAAGCAUCAGCAAAUUAUUUCUGUGCAUACAAUAAUUCAAUAUAGCUCUUGUUUUUCUGGUCUCUGCUUUCAUUUGAUAAGACUUAAACCACUCUUGUGCAGUACAAUAUUGUAACUACAUAUUCUAUCCCACUCUAAUCAUUCUCAGCACAGUCAUGAAUGAAGAAGGGAUUUCUUAUUCCUUGACAUAGUUGUGCCAUUCCCUAAAUGUUCUAGCUGUCUCUCUUGGUGAUGUGAGAAUUCUCUAGACUACACAGGCAAAACAAUAUGGAAGGAUGAUGAGAGAGAGAGAGAGAGAGAGAGAGAGAGAGAGAGAGAGAGAGAGAGAGAGAGAGAGAGAGAGAGAGAGAGAGAGAGAGAGAGAGAGAGAGAGAA
Scylla paramamosain (green mud crab) is the source of this 4348-nucleotide messenger RNA. RefSeq names its product retinol dehydrogenase 13-like. The coding region runs from base 460 to 1431 and encodes 323 amino acids. The transcript is spliced from 8 exons. NCBI's taxonomy places the organism in Eukaryota, Metazoa, Arthropoda, Malacostraca, Decapoda, Portunidae. The record is from RefSeq and is a predicted model, not a curated record.